AUGGAUUUCCUUGUGGUUUUCGUCCUGUGCGCCUUUACCGGAACCGUUUUCGGGGACAACGCGAGCAGCAAGCCAAGGAGUUGUUCUGAUGUUAGACAGUUCUACAGCAGCAAAGGGUUCAGUUUAAACGGAGCUCCUCAGUCGGAAAUAUCAGGUGAGCACUUGCGUGUGUGCCCUCAGGGCUACACCUGUUGUACGAGUGAGAUGGAGGAGAACCUGUCCAAUCUGAGCCGUCGAGAGUUGGAGGGACAGGUGAAGGAGAGCGGCCGCACGCUGCAGGGUGCCCUCAACAGCCAGUACAAGAGUUUCGACGGUUACGUCCUGGAGCUGCUGAACCGGUCUGAGACCACCCUUCAGGACUCUUUCCAGAAGACGUUCGGACUUCUGUACCUGCAGAACGCGCGGGUUUUCCAGGAGCUCUACACCGAGCUGCGACGCUAUUACCGCGGCUCCAACGUCAACCUGGAGGAGGCGCUCAACGAUUUCUGGGCCCGACUGCUGGAGAGACUCUUCAAAGCCUCCAACCCCGAGUACACCUUCGGCGACGACUACCUGGAGUGUGUGGCCAAACAGUCGGAGACCCUGCGUCCCUUCGGCGAGAUGCCGCGGGAUUUUAAGGCCAAGGUCACUCUGACCUUCAUGGCGGCUCGUUCGUUUGUGCAGGGGCUGGUGAUUAGCGGAGAGGCGGUGCGUAAAGUGUCACAGGUGCCCCUUAGCCCAGAGUGUGUGCGUGCCAUAAUGAAGCUGUCUUACUGCCCUCAGUGCCGUGGCAUGGCCUCUGCCAAGCCCUGUGCCAACUACUGCAGGAACGUCAUGAAGGGCUGCCUUGCCAAUCAGGCUGAUCUGGACACUGAGUGGAGGAACCUGGCAGAUGCUAUGUUGCAGGUGAUGGAUCGACUGAGCACACGGUACAGCAUGGACGUGGUGAUUCUGAAUAUGCCUCUACGCAUCUCUGACGCUGUCAUGUACAUGCAGGACAACCUGGCCUCCUUCAACAGCAAGGUGUUCCAGGCCUGUGGGAACCCAAGGGAAGGUGGAACUCGCAGCACCGGAUCAGAGGAGAACACAAAGAAAAGCAAGGUCGUCACAGAGGAGUCCACAGACAACACCACUCCAGGAGCCAGACUGGAGAAACUGGCAUCAGAUGUUUCCAGAAUGAUCCGUGGCAUGCAGCAGUACUGGGUGCAGCUGCCUAGUAAACUCUGCACGGAGCGCGAGGCCUCCCAGCCAGCGGACGAGGACAAAUGCUGGAACGGCAUGACUAUAGCCAGGUACCUUCCAGAGGUGAUGGGAGAUGGCCUAGCCAGUCAGAUCAAUAACCCUGAGGUAGAGAUUGACAUCACCAAGCCAGACAUGACUAUCCGACAGCAGAUCAUGCAGCUGAAGAUUAUGACUAAUCGGCUGAGGAACGCCAUCAACGGAAACGAUGUGGACUUUCAAGACACCAGUGAUGAUGUCAGCGGAUCAGGAAGUGGAUCGUGCGCUGAUGAUUCCUGCCCUCGGGAACCACGUGUCAACAUCAUCAACGAAGACCGAACCGUGAUCAACGCUUACCCCCCAGAAAACAAGAGAGUGGUGAAGGGAACAGCCAACCAGAACCUUCCCAGCUUUGCUCUCUACCUUCUCUUAUUGGUCACAUUACUGCUUAGGCGAUAA
Chanos chanos (milkfish) is the source of this 1656-nucleotide messenger RNA. RefSeq names its product glypican 1b (gene gpc1b). Gene Ontology annotation, cellular component: plasma membrane; extracellular region; synapse. The transcript has 9 exons. Lineage: Eukaryota; Metazoa; Chordata; Actinopteri; Gonorynchiformes; Chanidae. The coding region runs from base 1 to 1656 and encodes 551 amino acids. Gene Ontology annotation, molecular function: fibroblast growth factor binding. Gene Ontology annotation, biological process: cell migration; regulation of protein localization to membrane; negative regulation of fibroblast growth factor receptor signaling pathway. The record is from RefSeq and is a predicted model, not a curated record.